This is a messenger RNA of Rhizoctonia solani, 504 nucleotides long. Its product is annotated as Retrovirus-related Pol polyprotein from transposon. NCBI's taxonomy places the organism in Eukaryota, Fungi, Basidiomycota, Agaricomycetes, Cantharellales, Ceratobasidiaceae. The record is from RefSeq and is a predicted model, not a curated record. The transcript has a single exon. Bases 1 to 504 code for a protein of 167 amino acids.
AUGACAUGGGAGCUAUUGCCUAUUCCAGAAUGGCCAGAACAUGACUGUCUAUUCACCUCUCAUUCCUUUGAGGUAGCUGCAGUCACUUAUAGGGAUCAGAUGGAGCGUUUCAUUCAGAAGCUAUAUGAGAUCCUUGGUAGACAACUUCAGACUGGACCACCUUCCCCAGUCAUCUCUGCAGGACAUCUCAGUGAGGUAGAACCUGGACAAGAACACCUUAGGGAUAGGACCCUACAACUCAAGCAAGAUAUGACCCUUUUAGUGCCCAAAAGUUCUAGAGCCUCUUCUGUCACUCCACAGGAGGCGGCUCAAGAAAACUUACUAAGGAGUCUUAUCAAACCCACUAGUCAAGUUACUAUUGCUAGUCCUUUACUUCCAGAUCCUCAAGUUUCUCCUCCAACUGUAACCUGCACACCUCCAGUAGCACUCCUCCAGGACAACCUCCUAGUAGUCUUCAUUCAUCCAAAGCCUCUCUUACUGUUACUAUGCAACCUAGGUAUUUAG